Tinamus guttatus (white-throated tinamou) is the source of this 1826-nucleotide messenger RNA. Lineage: Eukaryota; Metazoa; Chordata; Aves; Tinamiformes; Tinamidae. The record is from RefSeq and is a predicted model, not a curated record.
UGCGCCCUCGCAGGAGACCCCAAGCAGGACCUGGCCUACGAGCGGCAGUACGAGCAGCAGACCUACCAGGUGAUCCCGGAGGUGAUCAAGAACUUCAUCCAGUAUUUCCACAAGACCGUGUCGGACCUCAUCGACCAGAAGGUGUAUGAGCUGCAGGCCAGCCGCGUCUCCAGCGACGUCAUCGACCAGAAGGUCUACGAGAUCCAGGACAUCUACGAGAACAGCUGGACAAAGCUGACUGAAAGGUUUUUUAAGAAUACGCCAUGGCCAGAGGCAGAAGCUAUUGCCCCGCAGGUUGGAAAUGAUGCUGUUUUCCUGAUCCUAUACAAGGAACUUUAUUAUAGGCACAUCUAUGCUAAAGUCAGCGGGGGGCCCACUCUGGAACAGAGAUUUGAGUCCUAUUACAACUACUGCAAUCUCUUCAACUACAUCCUCAAUGCUGAUGGUCCAGCUCCUCUGGAACUGCCCAACCAGUGGCUCUGGGAUAUCAUUGAUGAAUUCAUAUACCAGUUUCAGUCCUUCAGCCAGUACCGCUGCAAGACGGCUAAGAAGUCUGAAGAAGAAAUUGAUUUCCUUCGUUCUAACCCCAAGAUCUGGAACGUCCACAGUGUCCUUAACGUGCUGCAUUCUCUGGUGGACAAAUCUAACAUCAACCGACAGCUGGAGGUUUACACUAGUGGAGGUGAUCCUGAAAGUGUGGCUGGAGAAUAUGGUCGUCACUCUCUCUACAAGAUGUUGGGUUAUUUCAGUCUGGUUGGUCUGCUGCGUCUGCACUCUCUGCUAGGGGAUUACUACCAAGCUAUCAAGGUUCUAGAGAACAUUGAACUUAACAAGAAGAGCAUGUACUCUCGGGUGCCCGAGUGCCAGGUGACCACCUACUACUACGUGGGCUUUGCGUACCUGAUGAUGCGGCGCUACCAGGAUGCUAUCCGCGUCUUUGCCAACAUCCUCCUCUACAUUCAGAGGACCAAGAGCAUGUUUCAGAGGACGACCUACAAAUAUGAGAUGAUUAACAAGCAGAACGAGCAGAUGCACGCGCUGCUGGCCAUCGCCCUCACCAUGUACCCCAUGCGCAUCGACGAGAGCAUUCACCUGCAGCUGCGGGAGAAGUACGGGGACAAGAUGCUGCGCAUGCAGAAGGGCGACGCACAAGUCUAUGAGGAGCUCUUUAGUUACGCCUGCCCCAAAUUCCUCUCUCCUGUGGUGCCCAACUAUGACAAUGUACACCCCAACUACCACAAGGAGCCCUUCCUGCAGCAGCUCAAGGUCUUUGGUGAUAAGGCCCAGCUCUCCACCAUUCGUAGCUUCCUCAAGCUCUACACCACCAUGCCUGUGGCCAAGCUGGCUGGCUUCUUGGACCUGACGGAGCAGGAAUUUCGCAUCCAGCUGCUUGUUUUCAAGCACAAGAUGAAGAACCUGGUGUGGACCAGUGGCAUCUCUGCCCUGGAUGGGGAGUUCCAGUCUGCCUCUGAGGUAGACUUCUAUAUUGACAAGGACAUGAUCCACAUUGCAGACACAAAGGUUGCUCGGCGCUACGGGGACUUCUUCAUCCGCCAGAUCCACAAGUUUGAGGAGCUGAAUCGAACCUUGAAGAAGAUGGGCCAGAGACCCUAAACCAAUGACCACAGUGAUUGGACUGAGCAAAGAAGUGGGAGGGAGAGAUUAUUCCCUUUGCUGUUGAGGGAGGGAAGCUCAGGAUUCCAGUACUUCUGGAAUCUCCUAUAGCUCUGAAGGUUUUUAUACUUAAUAAGCAGGCUCAUUUGUCUCAAACCAUCCUGCAAAAGUCAAAACUUCUAAUAAAUGAGUAAAGUUUUGGUGAGCAUUCA